AUGGCCGAUGUACAUGGAUCUGUAUCAGAUGUUGCAUAUACCAGAGGAGAUGAGCACAACAAGUUGCAGGAUGGACACAACAUCAACCUAUCUAGAGAGCAGUAUGAGCAUGUUGUGAACUUGCUACAACAUUUUCAGUUUGGAGCUCACGGAGAGAAUAGCAUCAACAAGACUCCAGAUUUUGUGGGAGGAAAUGCAAACUUUGCAGGCCCCUUCAAUGGAAGAGGCCUCUGGAGAUUGGUGAAGCUAGGGAUGGAUUAUACUUCCUGUGUCCAAAAUGCCUCAAGAACAAGAGCUGUUCCACUACACAGUGUACUGGCCCUUUGAAAAAUAAUUUUCCUUCUGUUACAAAUUCUGCUAGUUCCUGUAGUCAUAGAGCACAAUGUCACUCUCAUUCUGCUGUAAAUAGUAAUCACAAUACGAAUAAGUGCUCCUAUAAACUUGAUGUACAGAAUUCUACCUUGAAGAAUGAACAACAAUUUCCUA
This is a messenger RNA of Capsicum annuum, 486 nucleotides long. RefSeq lists its product as uncharacterized. Lineage: Eukaryota; Viridiplantae; Streptophyta; Magnoliopsida; Solanales; Solanaceae. The transcript is spliced from 2 exons. Bases 1 to 327 code for a protein of 108 amino acids. The record is from RefSeq and is a predicted model, not a curated record.